AAUUCCACAUCUUUCAUUUCUAUAAAUUUGGGGGAGACAUUUCCCAAUUACACCAAUCCAAAAAGGAAGAGAAAAAUAAUAUAAUUGUCAAAUUACAAAGGGAGUAGAAAAAACAAAAAUGAGUACUGAAAAAUCUCAAGUUCCUCUCCUCACUCCAUACAAGCUUGGAAAAUAUGAUCUUUCUCACAGAGUCGUAAUGGCACCAUUGACUAGACAAAGAUCUUACAAGAAUGUCCCUCAGCCACAUGCCAUUUUGUAUUAUUCUCAGAGGGCCAGUAAAGGAGGACUCAUCAUAUCUGAAGCCACUGGUGUUUCUGAUACUGCUCAAGGAUAUCCAGAUACACCUGGGAUUUGGACAAAAGAGCAAGUAGAAGCUUGGAAACCUAUAGUUGAUGCAGUUCAUGCUAAAGGUGGUGUUUUCUUCUGUCAAAUUUGGCACGUUGGCCGAGUUUCAAAUGCUGGUUUUCAGCCAAAUGGGCAAGCUCCAAUAUCAUCUUCAGACAAGAUAUUGGAGUCCCAGGUGCGAGCCAAUGGUGUCGACGUGGCAAGGUUCUCACCUCCACGGCGAUUAGAGACAGAGGAAAUUCCUCAAAUUGUCAAUGAUUUCAGACUUGCUGCACGGAACGCUAUGGAAGCCGGUUUCGAUGGAGUUGAGAUUCAUGGGGCUCAUGGUUACCUAAUCGACCAGUUCAUGAAAGACCAAGUCAAUGACAGGACUGACAAAUACGGCGGGAGCCUAGAAAAUCAAUGUCGCUUCGCACUAGAAGUAGUUGAAGCUGUUGUGGAUGAGAUAGGAGCCGAUAAAAUAGGGAUUAGGCUCUCUCCUUUCGCAAAUUAUAUGGAAUCGGGUGAUUCAAACCCCACUGCUCUGGGACUUCACAUGGCGGAAUCCUUGAACAAAUACAAUAUUCUCUUCUGCCACAUGGUCGAGCCAAGGAUGAAAACUGUUGCAGAGAAGUGUCAAACACCCCAUAGUCUUCUACCUAUCAGAAAAGCUUUCAAGGGGACAUUCAUGGUUGCUGGAGGUUAUGAUAGAGAAGAUGGUAAUAAAGCUAUCACCAGCAAUUCAGCAGAUCUUGUUGUAUUUGGUCGGUUAUUCUUAGCAAACCCAGACUUGCCAAAGAGAUUUGAGAUUAAUGCUCCUCUUAAUAAGUACAACAGAGAGACAUUCUACAUUUCUGACCCUGUUCUUGGUUAUACUGACUACCCAUUUCUGGAAUCAAUAGAUCAAAUUUCCAACUAAGCUUGUCAGGGAAAAAGAAAGAUUAAGGACGGUAUCAACACUAGAAUUAUUUCUUCUGCCUGCCUCUCAAGUGUCAAAGAAUGACACACUUCUGUUGGCAUGUUACAUGCUAGCUAGGUUAAGGGCACCAGGUUGUUAAGGUGACUCAGUUAUUAGCCGUUAAUUGUCUUUAAUUAAGUCUUGUAAUUCUGUUUUUAGUUAUUUGAACCCCCUGUGCUACUGACCCGUAUUGUGCAUGCUGUCCUCGUGAGUUAGUGGGUAUAAGUCCUUGUGGUUGGUCCUGUUUUGACCUAUAAGAAUUAUUAAUCCAAAGCCAUCUUUUUUCUCUCAA
This is a messenger RNA of Papaver somniferum (opium poppy), 1574 nucleotides long. Its product is annotated as putative 12-oxophytodienoate reductase 11. The transcript has 5 exons. Lineage: Eukaryota; Viridiplantae; Streptophyta; Magnoliopsida; Ranunculales; Papaveraceae. Bases 119 to 1243 code for a protein of 374 amino acids. The record is from RefSeq and is a predicted model, not a curated record. Gene Ontology annotation, molecular function: oxidoreductase activity; FMN binding.